Raphanus sativus (radish) is the source of this 1759-nucleotide messenger RNA. RefSeq names its product glycosyltransferase 6. Gene Ontology annotation, molecular function: galactosyltransferase activity. The coding region runs from base 146 to 1453 and encodes 435 amino acids. The record is from RefSeq and is a predicted model, not a curated record. NCBI's taxonomy places the organism in Eukaryota, Viridiplantae, Streptophyta, Magnoliopsida, Brassicales, Brassicaceae. The transcript has a single exon. Gene Ontology annotation, cellular component: membrane; trans-Golgi network; endosome.
AUUCACCUCACAUCUAAGCUAAUAACUUGCAAUACAUCUAAAGCUGUUUUUCAGAGUUUUACUUUACCACCCAAAUCGGCUACGUUGUAGUUUUAAUAUUUUUCACAGUUAGAGGUUCUCCCAUUUUCCAUCUUCAUCAUCAUCUAUGGGAAAGCACGUCGGUGCAAAGACCAGAACCUCUGUCUGUAUCUCAGAUGGAGCUGUCUUCUUUGCCGGAGCUUUCAUGUCUCUAACUCUCGUUUGGUCUUACUUCUCAAUCUUUUCACCUUCCUCCAAUUUCACCUUAUUUCGACGAGACAACGAACCGAUUAAAUGCUCCGGUUUCGACAUGCAAUCCGACCCGGAAGAUCCCGGUUUUUACGACGAUCCGGACCUAAGCUACUCCAUCGAGAGACCAAUCACGGGAUGGGACGAGAAACGGAAGCAAUGGCUCGAAUCUCACCCCUCGUUCAAACCCGGUUCGGAAAACCGGAUCGUGAUGGUAACCGGUUCUCAACCGGCUCCGUGUAAAAACCCGAUCGGAGACCACCUGCUGCUCCGGUGCUUCAAGAACAAAGUCGACUACUGCCGAAUCCACGGCCACGACAUCUUCUACGGCAACUCUCUGCUUCACCCCAAGAUGAAUUCGUAUUGGGCGAAGCUCCCGGCGGUUAAGGCGGCGAUGCUCGCUCACCCCGAGGCGGAGUGGAUUUGGUGGGUAGACUCCGACGCUAUUUUCACCGAUAUGGAGUUUACGCCGCCGUUGCACCGUUACCGUUAUCACAAUCUCGUCGUUCACGGUUGGCCGAGUAUUAUUUACGAUAAACAGAGUUGGACGGCCGUUAACGCCGGCGUUUUCCUUAUUAGGAACUGCCAAUGGUCGAUGGAGUUAAUCGACACGUGGAAAAGUAUGGGCCCGGUGAGUCCGGACUACGCUAAGUGGGGUCCGAUCCAACGGUCUAUAUUUAAAGAUAAGCUGUUUCCCGAGUCGGAUGAUCAGACGGCUCUGAUUUAUUUGCUGUAUAAACACAAAGAGGUGUAUUACCCUAAGAUAUACCUCGAGGCAGAGUAUUAUUUCCAAGGGUAUUGGAUCGGUGUCGUCGGGGGUUUCUUCGCUAACGUGACGGAGCGGUAUCUCGAGAUGGAGCGAGAAGAGGCCACGUUGCGGAGACGGCACGCGGAGAAGGUGAGCGAGCGAUACGGUGCGUUUAGAGAGGAGAGGUUUUUGAAGGGCGAGUUUGGAGGGAGAGGGAGUCGCCGGAGAGCGUUCGUGACGCAUUUCACGGGCUGUCAGCCUUGUAGCGGGGACCACAAUCCGAGUUAUGAUGGUGACACGUGUUGGAAUGAGAUGAUUAGAGCCCUUAAUUUCGCUGAUAAUCAGGUGAUGCGCGCGUACGGGUACGUUCAUACUGAUCUCAGUAAGACUUCUCCUCUCCAACCUCUGCCGUUCGAUUAUCCCGAUGAGACGUGGUGAUUUUUGUUGUAUGGUUUAAUUUUGUAGUUAUUAUAAAUGGUUUGGAAUAUUUUCUAGUUCAUUACAUUAGUCUUUGAUUAGAAGAAUUUUAGUGAUAGAUCAAAUGAAGAAAAAAAACUAAAACUAAAAAAAGAAAUUGGACGUAGAAGUUUUAUCCAUGUCCCAUGCAUGACACGACCAACCUUUUGCAUUUAGUUGAAACACAUUAUGAAUUUAUGAAUAUAAGUCAAAGCUAUUUAAUAUCAUAUCAUAUGUAUGACAACCCGUCCCGUGGAACACCUGCCCAUGGACCCCAGGCUCACAGCG